Messenger RNA from Verruconis gallopava, 1449 nucleotides. RefSeq lists its product as uncharacterized. The transcript has 5 exons. Gene Ontology annotation, molecular function: transmembrane transporter activity. Bases 1 to 1449 code for a protein of 482 amino acids. The record is from RefSeq and is a predicted model, not a curated record. Lineage: Eukaryota; Fungi; Ascomycota; Dothideomycetes; Venturiales; Sympoventuriaceae. Gene Ontology annotation, biological process: transmembrane transport.
AUGGAUCCAGAGAAGGUCGCUCCAACCGCGGAGCACAUUGACGCUACUCAAAGCGUGGAGUCUCUGUCCGACGAACAUCGCGAGUAUCUAAUUCGGAGGCAUGGCACGGCUGAAUUAAGUCCACUGCCUGAUAUGAAUGAUGCAAACCCGUACAAUUGGCGGCUUUCAAAAAAACUUAUCAAUUUACUUCUUGUUGCCUUCCAUGGCUUGAUGUCGACUUUCACGGCGGCAUCAAUACAGUCUGCCUUUCACAACAUUGCAGUUGACCUUGGAGUCAGCAUACAACGCGCCAGCUAUCUCACUUCCCUUGUUAUAGCAAUUCUUGGUGGCGCUCCAGUUUUUUGGAAACCACUUUCUGAUCGUUACGGUCGACGCCCAAUCUUCUUAAUCUCGCUUGUCGGGAGUCUGAUUGGCAACGUCGCCUGUGCAAAAUGUCACUCAUACGCAACAAUGGGAUUGUGUCGAGCGAUUACCGCGUUCUUUAUCUGUCCCGCUGGUGCGCUAGGCAGCGCAGUCGUCUCAGAGUGUUUCUUCAAACAUCAAAGAGCGAGAUAUAUGGGCAUGUGGACUGUGAUGAUCAGCCUUGGUGUGCCAACAGCGCCUCUGAUAUUUGGAUUUGUUGCAACCCGAGUUGGAUAUAGAUGGAUCUAUUGGGUGCUAGCCAUCACGAACGGUGUGCAAUUCCUCCUCUAUCUCAUCUUUGGCCACGAAACGCGCUACGUACCCGGUCGGACGCCUACUUCGCUUUUCAAAUUUAAACGAAUCGACACGACUCCUCUGACUCUUUGGGACUUCAUCAAACCGUUCACAUUUGUAUAUCGGAUGCGGGUCAUGAUACCUGCAUUUUCGUACUCUAUGGUCUUCUUGCUCGCAGGAGUGUUCAUCACCAUCGAAAUUCCCCAGCUCUUUGUUGAACAGUUCGGCUUCAACGCAGAGCAGAUUGGCCUGCAGAAUAUUGCCAUAAUCAUCGGCACUCUUAUUGGGGAACAAAUUGGAGGUUCUGCAUCUGAUCAAUGGAUGGCUCAGCGGCGUAAGAAGGUUCACAAUGUCAAACCGGAAUAUCGACUUUGGCUUAGCUACCCCGGUUACGUCCUUGCUACGGUUGGUAUUAUUGUAUUCCUGGUGCAACUGAACAAUGCCGGCCAGCAUUGGAAUGUGACUCCUCUCGUUGGUGCAGGCAUAGCCGCAGCUGGCAUGCAAAUUGUGACCACGGUGCUUGUGACGUACGCGGUUGACUGCUAUCCCAAGCAAUCUUCAUCCGUGGGAACUUUCAUAACUUUCGUUAGGCAGACCUGGGGAUUUAUUGGUCCAUUCUGGUUUCCGCCAAUGCUUCGUACUGUUGGACUCGAUGGUAGUUGCGGAAUCACUACAGCGCUGAUUAUUGUCGGAAGCGUAAUUCCAACCAUCGCGAUUCAAUGGAGUGGUCGCAAGCGCGUAAUUAAGGAGUAG